AUGGCCACCACAGCUUCGGCUCACUACAUUCCGAGGAAUAACUCGCUCCAUUCUAACUCUUUGGUGCAUCCGGACUCUGACAGGAUGCAUCCAGGAACUACCUAUAGAGAAGUUCAGAAAAUGGUGCAAAAUGACUACUUGCAUGGGCUGGCCAGCAAUGGGCACCCCAUCACGCACAGCCACCAGUGGCUGUCUUCUGUCACUGACGGGACACCUUGGGUCACCGCUUCUCACCUCGGACAGCCAGACCCAGCAAAGGCAAAUGUGCAGACAGCCAGGGAUGACCUUGGGAACAGCCUUCAUCACCGAACACAUCAUAUGGUCCAUCAACAGACUCAUGGCAACCACCCUGGCGGCGCCUGGGGGCCGGCGGCGGCGCAUCACAUCCCGGGGAUGCCACCUUCGACCAAUGGGCACCAGCCCCUCAUCUACUCGCAGCCAGGGUUCACCAGCCUCAACAGCAUGCUGGGCCCACAAAGCCAGUCUCUACACCAUGGCAUGACGGACGCUCUCCAUGAAGAUCCGGGUGGCCAUGACAACCACCAGCAGCAUCCUCCGCAGCAUCACCAGGACCACUCGGACGAAGAUGCGCCCACGUCUGAUGACCUGGAGCACUUUGCAAAGCAGUUCAAACAAAGGAGGAUCAAGCUCGGUUUCACGCAGGCGGACGUAGGCUUGGCUCUGGGCACUCUGUACGGCAAUGUCUUUUCCCAGACCACCAUCUGCAGGUUUGAAGCCUUGCAGCUCAGCUUCAAAAACAUGUGCAAACUGAAGCCCCUCUUGAACAAAUGGCUGGAGGAGACUGACUCAACCUCAGGGAGCCCCACCAGCAUAGACAAGAUAGCAGCCCAAGGGAGGAAGAGAAAGAAGCGGACGUCCAUUGAGAUAGGAGUGAAGGGGGCUUUGGAGAACCACUUCUUAAAGUGCCCCAAGCCAUCAGCUCAUGAGAUCACCAGCUUGGCUGACAGUCUGCAGUUAGAGAAAGAAGUGGUGAGAGUUUGGUUUUGUAACAGAAGACAAAAAGAAAAGCGGAUGACCCCAGCCGGAAUCCCCGGCCACCCAGGAAUGGAGGAUGUAUAUUCACAAAGGGACACUCCGCCGCUUCAUCACACACUGCAGUCCCCUGUUCAAUGACUGUUCCAAACACACACCCACUUCCCACCAAGAAAAAAAGACUAAAAAAAAUUAAACUGGAUUUUACAAAGCAAAAAAAAACUGUCUGAAAAGGGAUUUAGCCAGUGUUGCAGAGACUGUUUAGCACUGGACUGUACUUAUGCUUAGGAAAGAGGGAGAACACACAUUUCAUGCAUUUCUUGUGGUAAAUCAAGUGGUUAUUUCCCCCUGCUGUAGAACAAAGCUUCCUCCCCCGUAAUUAAUUGACACGGAUAAUUUGCAAAAGUUGUAACAAAAAUAAUCGUUUUCUCUGCAGAAUUGUUUCAGGGGAUUCCUUAAGGCAGCGGUUUCUCUA
This is a messenger RNA of Hypanus sabinus (Atlantic stingray), 1468 nucleotides long. It is a transcript of the gene pou3f1, whose product is annotated as POU class 3 homeobox 1. Gene Ontology annotation, cellular component: nucleus. The transcript has a single exon. Gene Ontology annotation, molecular function: RNA polymerase II cis-regulatory region sequence-specific DNA binding; DNA-binding transcription factor activity, RNA polymerase II-specific. Bases 1 to 1134 code for a protein of 377 amino acids. Gene Ontology annotation, biological process: regulation of transcription by RNA polymerase II; brain development. NCBI's taxonomy places the organism in Eukaryota, Metazoa, Chordata, Chondrichthyes, Myliobatiformes, Dasyatidae. The record is from RefSeq and is a predicted model, not a curated record.